Clupea harengus (Atlantic herring) is the source of this 7246-nucleotide messenger RNA. It is a transcript of the gene ank1b, whose product is annotated as ankyrin 1, erythrocytic b. The record is from RefSeq and is a predicted model, not a curated record. Gene Ontology annotation, biological process: signal transduction. Gene Ontology annotation, molecular function: protein binding. Lineage: Eukaryota; Metazoa; Chordata; Actinopteri; Clupeiformes; Clupeidae.
GGGAAGGCGCCUGAGUGGAUGAGUAGCAGCAUCCCUCUCUUCUCUUGCAUGCUCGCUCUGAGCUGGUUGGGCUAGAGCACGGUGAUCACACACGCACACACACACACGCACACACACACACCCAUUGCCACGCAGGCUCGCACACACACACAGACACACAGGCACACAGGCGCGUUAGCGCCCCAGUCACACGCGCUGCGUAGUCGUUGGUGGUAGCGGCAGCCACAGGGACGUGUAGAAACGGCCGCACCGAGACAGGUUCUCCGCUGAGAGCACCAUGGCGCAAGCCGCCAAGCAGCUCAAAGUGAGGAAGGACCUAGCGGAGGCUGCCGCUCAGGAGCUGAGGGACAAGGAGGAGGAGAAGCUUAAGAAGAGGAACAGGUCGAGGGACCGCCGGCGCAAGGCCCAUGUGGUCCAGCGCUGGCUUUUCGAGCAGGACAGUAGUGUGAGGUCUGAGAGAGGCUCGCUGGAGGCCCGUGGAAUAUGGCACUUUGAUGAAAGAGCUGAUGCUACCACUAGCUACCUGCGAGCCGCUCGCUCAGGCAACUUGGACAAGGCUCUGGACCAUAUCAAGAAUGGCAUAAACAUCAACCUUGCCAAUCAGAAUGGGCUGAACGCGUUACACUUGGCGUCGAAAGAGGGACACGUCAAGAUGGUGCUGGAGUUGUUACACCAUGGCAUCGACCUGGAAACCACCACCAAGAAAGGGAACACGGCUCUCCACAUCGCCGCGCUGGCCGGGCAGGAGAAGGUGGUGGCCGAGCUCGCCCAUUUUGGCGCCAACGUGAACGCCCAGUCACAGAAAGGCUUCAGUCCUCUCUAUAUGGCAGCCCAAGAAAACCAUUUGGAGGUGGUGAAGUUCCUGCUGGAGAAUGGAGCCAAUCAGAGCCUGCCGACUGAGGAUGGUUUCACGCCCCUGGCAGUGGCUCUCCAGCAGGGCCACGAGAACAUAGUCGCACUCCUUAUCAACCACGGUACCAAGGGCAAGGUGCGACUGCCAGCCCUGCACAUUGCGGCGCGCAAUGAUGACACGCGCACUGCUGCAGUGCUGCUGCAGAAUGACCCCAACCCAGAUGUCCUGAGCAAGACUGGUUUCACUCCUCUUCAUAUUGCGGCGCACUAUGAGAACCUGACCGUGGCUCAGCUCCUCCUAAAUCGAGGCGCUAAUGUCAAUUUCACCCCCAAGAAUGGAAUCACACCUAUGCACAUAGCGUCGCGGAGAGGGAAUGUCAUCAUGGUUCGCCUACUACUGGACAGAGGGGCUCAAAUUGAUGCCAAGACCAAGGAUGAGCUCACCCCGCUGCACUGUGCUGCCAGGAAUGGCCACGUGCGGGUCAUCGAGAUCCUCCUGGACCAGGGAGCCCCAAUCCAGGCCAAGACCAAGAAUGGUCUGUCUCCCAUCCACAUGGCGGCCCAGGGGGAUCACAUGGACUGUGUGCGGCAGCUGCUGCAGUAUAACGCUGAUAUCGAUGACAUCACACUGGACCACCUGACGCCACUCCAUGUAGCCGCCCACUGCGGGCACCACCGCAUGGGCAAAGUCUUGCUGGACAAAGGAGCCAAGGCCAACUCCAGAGCACUGAAUGGCUUUACUCCGCUCCAUAUCGCCUGCAAGAAGAACCACGUGCGCUCCAUGGACCUCCUGCUCAAACACUCAGCAUCUCUGGAGGCUGUGACUGAGUCUGGUCUGACGCCUCUGCACGUGGCUGCAUUCAUGGGGCAUCUGAACAUUGUGAAACACCUGCUGGCCAGAGGAGCGUCUCCCAACGCCUCUAACGUGAAAGUGGAGACGCCUCUCCACAUGGCUUCGCGAGCGGGACAUUGUGAGGUGGCCAAGUUCCUGCUGCAGAACGCUGCCCAGGUGGACGCCGCUGCUAAGGAUGACCAGACCCCCCUGCACUGUGCCGCCCGCAUGGGCCACAAGGAGCUGGUCAACCUCCUGCUGGAGCACAAGGCCAAUCCCGACUCGGCCACCACGGCCGGCCACACCCCACUGCACAUCACGGCGCGGGAGGGACACGCCCUGACCACGCGCAUCCUGCUGGACGGCAACGCCCAGCAGACCAAGAUGACCAAGAAAGGCUUCACGCCGCUGCAUGUGGCCUGUAAGUACGGUAAAGUGGAUGUUGCUGAGUUACUGUUGGAGCGAGGAGCAAAUCCCAAUGCAGCUGGAAAGCAAAAUGGCUUGACUCCCCUGCAUGUGGCCGUCCAUCACAACAACCUGGAUGUGGUCAAGCUGCUGGUCAGCCAGGGUGGUUCUCCACAUAGUCCUGCACGAAAUGGCUACACGCCGCUGCAUAUAGCAGCUAAGCAGAACCAGCUGGAGGUGGCUGGCUGCCUGCUGCAGCACGGCGCUAACACUAACGCGGAGUCCCUCCAGGGCGUCACACCCCUGCACCUCGCCGCGCAGGAGGGCAUCCCCGACAUGGCGGCCCUCCUCAUCUCCAAACAGGCCAACGUCAACCUGGGCAACAAGAAUGGGCUGACUCCUCUGCAUCUGGUGGCUCAGGAGGGGCACGUGGGCAUCGCUGACAUGCUCGUCAAGCAGGGAGCCUCUGUGUAUGCCGCAUCACGGAUGGGCUAUACUCCGCUCCAUGUGGGAUGUCACUAUGGGAACAUCAAGAUGGUGAAGUUCCUGCUGCAGCAGCAAGCCCACGUGAACUGCAAGACCAGAGUGGGCUACACUCCCCUGCACCAGGCUGCUCAGCAGGGCCACACAGACAUCGUCACACUGCUGCUGAAGCAUGGAGCUCUGCCCAAUGAGAUCACCACAAACGGGACCUCUCCCCUGGGCAUCGCCAAGCGCCUGGGCUACAUCUCAGUCAUCGACGUGCUCAAGCUGGUGACGGAGGAGUCUGUGUCCAUGAUCACCACAGAGAAGCAUCGCAUGAGCUUCCCGGAGACGGUGGAUGAGAUCCUGGACGUGUCGGAGGAUGAAGGAUGUGCACAGCUAACAUUAGGUGAUGAGUUGUUGGGUAUGGACGGGGCACGGUGUCUGAAGCUGGACGAUCUCAAAGAUCAGGACGAUGACUUCCUGUCCCCCAAGAAAACCCUCCGAGACUUUGAGAGCGGGCUGGGAACAACGCCGUACUCUCCAGCAAUUCCCAGAAUCCCUUGCGUGUCUCCAGAAACAGUCAUGCUGGAUCAGCACACUCCUAUCCCCCUGCCUAAGGAUUAUGACGAGGACUCUCUGAUCCCCAGUAGUCCAGCUACGGAGACUUCAGAUAACGUCAGCCCUGUGGCCAGCCCCAUACACACUGGAUUCCUGGUGAGCUUCAUGGUGGACGCGCGAGGCGGGUCCAUGCGGGGAAGUCGGCACAACGGCCUGCGGGUCAUCAUCCCGCCGCGCACUUGUGCCGCCCCCACCCGCAUCACCUGCCGCCUGGUCAAGCCCCAGAAACUCACCACACCACCCCCCCUAGUGGAGGGAGAGGGACUCGCCAGCAGGAUCAUCUCACUGGGUCCCUCCAGCAUGCAGUUCUUAGGGCCCGUGAUUGUGGAGAUCCCUCACUUUGCAUCUCUGGGCCGGGGUGAUCGAGAGCUGGUAGUGCUGCGCAGUGAGAAUGGCUCCGUCUGGAAAGAACACCGUAACCGCUACGGAGACGAUGUCCUUGAAACCAUCCUCAACGGCAUGGAUGAAGACCUGGAGAGCCAGGAAGAGCUGGAGAAGAAGCGCAUCAGGCGAAUCAUCUCCACCGACUUCCCGCUCUACUUCGCCGUGGUGUCCCGUAUCCAGCAGGAGAGCGAUCUGAUUGGCCCUGAGGGCGGUCAGCUGACCUGCAAUCUGGUGCCACAGGUGCAGGCCAUCUUCCCCGAGACGGCGGUCACCAAGCGCGUCCGACUGGGCCUGCAGGCUCAACCAAUCCCUGACGAGUUGCUGACCCGGCAGCUGGGUAACCAGGCGACCUUCAGCCCUGUGGUGACGGUGGAGCCGCGGAGACGCAAGUUCCACCGGCCCAUUGGUCUGAGGGUCCCUCUCCCUCCCUCCUGGAGAGAGAGCCCACGCGACGCCGGGGAGGGGGACACCACCAGCCUGCGCCUCCUCUGCAGCGUGAUUGGUGGAACAGCCCCUGCCCAGUGGGAGGACAUCACAGGCACCACCAAGCUCAUGUACUCCAACAACUGUGCCAGCUUCACCACCAACGUGUCUGCUAGGUUCUGGUUGGCGGACUGCCCUCGUACGGCAGAGGCGGUCACCUUUGCCAACCUGCUGUACCGCGAGCUGAUGUCCGUGCCCUACAUGGCCAAGUUUGUGGUGUUCGCCAAGAUGAACGAGGCGCGCGAGGGCCGCCUGCGCUGCUACUGCAUGACGGACGACAAGAUGGACAAAACCCUGGAGCUGCACGAGAACUUCAACGAGGUGGCCCGCAGCCGUGACAUCGAGGUGAUGGAGGGCGUAGCACUGCAUCUAGAAUGUUCUGGAAACCUGGUGCCCAUAAGGAAGGCUACUCAACAGCCUCGCAGCUUCAGUUUCCAGGCCUUCAGAGACAACCGGCUGCCCGUCUCUGUCAAGGUUAGAGACAGUAACAAGGAAGCCACUGGGUUUCUGUCUUUCCUGCGCAAGUCCACCAAAUACGAGGACACUCAGCAUGUCCUGUGCAACCUCAACAUCACCAUGCCACCCGCCCUCAAGGUGGUGGGCAGUGAGGAGCGCCGGCGAACUCUGACCCCUCUGGCACUGCGGGAGCGCUACAGCGCGCUGAGCGACCCGGGCCUGGCCACUGUGAAUGCCAUGGAGAGGACUGAGCUGAAGAUCUCCCUCAUAGCAGAGCAGCUGGGACUGAGCUGGGCAGAGCUUGCUCGUGAGCUGCUGUUUGGGGUGGAUGAGAUCAACAGGAUCCGGGUGGAGAACCCCAACUCCCUGCUGGACCAGAGCUCCGCGCUGCUUAGCCUGUGGGCGAGCCGCGAGGGCCAGAGAGCCAAGAUGGAGAAUCUGUAUGGCGCCCUGAAGAACAUCGACAGGACAGACAUCGUGAAGUCCCUGGAGAUCCAGGCUCCUCAGGCUGCCACUGAGUGCAUGGAGGAGGGCGCGAGCCGACUGAGCGACCGUGACUCCACCCUCCUGUCCCCCAGCGUCAUCAACGGUUACGGCCUGGUGCAGGAGGAGCUCCUCUCCCCGGCCUCCCUGCAGUACAGCCUGCCCUCCCCACUGGGCGUGGAGCCCUACUGGCGGGAGGUGUCGGGCCUGGGCGCCCCCAUCGCCGCCACCGAGGAGGACGCUGUGCUUGAGAUGAUGUCUGACGUGCAGGUGUGGCCGGCGGGCAUCAGCCCCUCGCUGGUGACGGUGGAGGACUCGUCACUGGAGGGCGGCAGCAGCCGGGCCGACGACUCGGAGGGCAACACGCUGAGCCUGCCCUGCAGCAGUCUGGGCCGGCCUAGCUCCGGCGCUAGUGGCGCCUCGGGCUCCAUCAUGGAGCUGGAGGAGGAAGAGGAGGAGGAAGAAGAAGUGGGGGAGGACGCCGAGGAGGACACUCCCGUGUACCACGAGCCACCCAUGGCCUCGGUCUCCGCGGCGGAGCUGGCAGCGGCAAGGGCCAGUGGGGCGGGGGCCGUGCCCAAGGUCAACUUCAAUGGGCAGGUCAUGGGUCAGAGGUCGGAGGGCAGGAGGACGGAGGCAGUAGGCGGUGGCAUGAUGGGGGGAGCGAGAGGAGGUGCAGGAGAGAAAGAGAAAGGAGGAGGAGGAGGAGGAGGAGGAGUAGUUGUAGGAGGGAGAUUAGGAAUGCGUUUAGAGGAAAAGCUCUCUGUCGUUACAGGGCAGCAGAUCUAUGCCCAGCUGUACGAGAAGGUGGGACUGAGCCGAGCAAACGAGCACAACGGAGACAGGCUGAGCCAUGGUGCCUUUCAGCCUUAUGCGAUGUCAUCAACUCGCGAUCACAACCAGUCACGCGUGUCCCAGGAGGCGCUUCUGACACCGGUGUGUGACACGGGCCACUCGGAGGUCCUGCGGGGCCGCCUGCUGGGCACGCAGCCCUUUGAGAAGGGCCUUGGCUUCUCGCAACAGCAGGGGGAGCUUCACUCCUGGGACCAUGACCGACGGAAGAGAGAAGAAGGUGUAGAUUCCCCUGCGGAGCCACAGUUCACGGACGAACACGGAAAUGUAGUUGUGAAGCUGGGUGUGGAAGUGAAGAGGGAGACAGUGAAGCAUACCCGUCUGCGGAGAUAAAAGCACUGAAACAAAUACACACAGUCCUGAAGGGUCGGACAUCCACUGCCAAACCAUCAGUCCCCAAUACACAACCAGGAGACAGAACGAAACAGGCAGAGAAGAAGAGAAGAGGGGAUGGGAAAAAUCCAAAAUGAACGACAAGAAGGCAUCCUACUGACACAACCAGACAUCAACAAAACCGCAAAACCAUCACUGACGACCACUACAUAAGAGAUGGGGCAAAUGUGGAGAGGACAUCUUCCUGUAGUUUUGUAAUAUUUUUAACAACAGCAGAACAAACAAAACAGAACAAAAAAGACAAACACACAAAGAACAACAACAACAAAAACACAACUAGUAUAGGGCAUGAAUUUCUUUUUUACAAAACGUGAAGGAAAAAAACUACAAAAAAAGCAAACAAAAAAGUGCUUCCUGUCAACUGUAAACGCAUGAUUGACUGCUGGUGCAUGACCUAUGACCUGUCAUUAUCUAAAAAAACAAAACAAACAAAAAAAAAAGAGAGGUAUGAAGAAAAGGGACGUCCCAGGAUUUAUGUUGGGGGGGGGGGGGUGCUGAACUUAUCAUGGACCUAUACUGCAAACUGAAGGCAUUUCCAUUGAAAAAGGAGACUUGAAACACUAUUGCUCCAAAAAAAAUGCGACAUUUUUUUUUUCUUGAACAAGACAGUCAGAAAGACAACCAAACAACUUAAUUGAAACUGAGCCCGUUGAUAUUUCACUUCCUCAUCCCACAGACCCUUAAUCCUGUUCCUUCAUGGUAUAUGCACUCUAUGGUCUAUGUGAAUGUGUGACAUGCGUGUAUGAAUGUGAGUGUGUGUCUAUGUGUGGGUGUGUGUCGGCAUGUGUACUCGCUUCUAGCUUGGCACCGAACCCUCUCCUGAUUGGUCCAUGUUUUUUGUGACUAUGUCAAGAUGUUUUUGAUGUGGGAAUGAGAAAAAAAAUGAUUGUGCUUUUUCUGCUUUCUCUGCGUUUGUGUGUGCGCGCGUGUCCGAGUGUGCUUGCAUGUGUUUGUGUCCGCAUUUAUCUGGGCCUUGUUCCGUUUCCCUUUGUGUAAAGAAAACUAUAAAUUGUAUUGUUUGUG